ACUUUAUGGGAUCUUGCUAUAGCUGAAGUAGAGAAGAGAGAAAACGCUGACGAUGAUGGCAAGCGUGUGGAAGUUUGGGAAAAAUCACUAUUAUUUAUGGGAAACAAAAAUGGGGGAAAGACCACUAUUAUACUGAGGUGUCUUGAGAGGGAAGAGAUUCCAAAGCCAACAUUAGCCUUGGAAUAUACUUUUGGAAGAAGGGCAAGGAGACACAAUACACCUAAAGACAUAGCUCAUUUUUGGGAACUAGGUGGUGGAACCUCAUUACUGGAACUGAUUCGAAUACCAAUCACUAGCAACAACGUAAGGUCAUUUGCUGUAGUUCUUGUAUUGGAUCUGUCCAAACCUAACGAACUCUGGACUACUAUAGAGAAACUUCUGCAGGUCACCAGGAACCAUGUGAACAAAAUUUUAACCAAACUGGAAAAGACAAAUCCUGAAGUAGCUACUGAAAUUAAACAGAGGAUGCGGAACAAUCUGCAGAGGGAUCAUCCAGAUUAUGACUUAGUUGACCCUUUUCCAAUACCCUUGGUGAUAAUUGGAAGCAAAUAUGAUAUUUUUCAUGAGUUUGACUCUGAAAUGAGGAAAAUCAUAAGCAAGACACUUCGAUUUGUUUCACAUUAUUAUGGAGCAUCAUUAGUGUUUACCAGUAAAUCUGAAGCAUUUUUUGUUGAUUGCUAAAUGCUCACUUGAUACAUUUUCUUUUUCCUGUUUAGCAAGUCUUUAUCAGUGGAUCACGGCAAACCUCUGUUUAUACCAGCAGGCCUGGAUUCGCUGAGCCAAAUAGGACCACCACCCGCCUCUGAUAGUGAUAUUGGAAAGAUGCGUGCAAACACACCGUUGGAACUGUGGAAAAAAGUAUUUGAGAAAACAUUUCCUCCCAAGAGUUUCUGCGAUUUACAAGAUACCAAGGACCCUGCACAGGAUUUACAAUACGCUGAGUAUGAAGUGGAUGUUAUGAGAGCUCAGAAAAACCAGGAACUUGAACAAUACAAAAGAAAUGCCGCUAAAUCCUGGAAAGAAAUGGAUUUUGACCCUGAUUGAUGAACAGCUAUAGGUGUCUUCAUUGUAACAUUUACAAAAUUACUUUAAGCAUUU
Pygoscelis adeliae (Adelie penguin) is the source of this 1098-nucleotide messenger RNA. It is a transcript of the gene DYNC2LI1, whose product is annotated as dynein, cytoplasmic 2, light intermediate chain 1. The record is from RefSeq and is a predicted model, not a curated record. Lineage: Eukaryota; Metazoa; Chordata; Aves; Sphenisciformes; Spheniscidae. Gene Ontology annotation, cellular component: axoneme; ciliary basal body; cytoplasmic dynein complex. The transcript is spliced from 12 exons. Gene Ontology annotation, biological process: intraciliary transport involved in cilium assembly; intraciliary retrograde transport. Gene Ontology annotation, molecular function: dynein heavy chain binding.